This is a messenger RNA of Polistes dominula (European paper wasp), 1725 nucleotides long. RefSeq names its product alpha1,4-N-acetylgalactosaminyltransferase 2. NCBI's taxonomy places the organism in Eukaryota, Metazoa, Arthropoda, Insecta, Hymenoptera, Vespidae. Gene Ontology annotation, molecular function: alpha-1,4-N-acetylgalactosaminyltransferase activity. The record is from RefSeq and is a predicted model, not a curated record. Gene Ontology annotation, biological process: glycosphingolipid biosynthetic process.
AAUUGUAAAAAAAAAAUGGAUGUUGUUUUGGUUUAAAAAAUUUUUGUCAAUUUCUUUUUUUAAUAAUUGUGCGGUCAUCGAUUGUGUUGAAAUUGCAGAUGUUAAGGGGAGGGGAUGAGAUAAUAAGAUGUUUGAAAUAUUUAAGGGUUGAUAUGAAUGAAUAAGUGAAAGGGUUAAAGUGAGUGUGUGGGUUUAUGUGUGUGUGAGUUAAAGAAAGCAAAGAAAAGAAAAAAAUCAAAACGGAAGAAUUGUUUACAUGGAAUUGUUUAUACAUAUCAAUAUUUAAUUGUUUUUAAUAAAAAUGAGUAUACAUGAGGAUGACAAAUAGUAAUAAAGGAAGAUAAAGGAAGAUAAAGAAAAUACAUAAGAUACUGAAGAUAAAGAUACUACGUGGAACAACGCAACAACUGAAGCAGAAAUAAUUAUUUUUUUUAAAACGAGAUUAAAUUGCCAAGGUACCUAACACAAAAUAUGCUUUGGAGUGUGACGAAAUACAAAGAAGAAAAUUCGUUUGAUUUGUUCAAAUUAAUGAUAAAAUUGAAUCAAAUUAAAAGAUAAAAAUAAGAAAAGAAAAAAAAACAGAAAAAACCAUUUUCUAUAAACGGCCAAAGAAUGAAGAAAAGAUUGUUACUAGGUUUUGUAUGUGCUGUAUUACUUUUCAUCAUAAUGACGUCUAACGAUAAUACAAUCGUAAAAAGGGUUACAGAUUUUAUUGUAAGAGACAGCAAUGACGUUUCCUGUUACGAAAUAGAAACCAGCUUUGGUUUUCAACUCUUCGAAUCUGAUUUUCAGAAACCAAGCCCAGAUAAAAACAUAUUUUUCCACGAGACAUCCUGUUUUGGUGAAAAAGGAAUAAUAUUGAAUCCACGACAAGCAUGUGCAGUUGAAUCAGCUGCUCUGAUGAAUCCAGGAAGUACAAUUUAUCUUUUAUUUAUUAGCCCAUCACCAAUAUCUGUGGAAACUAAAGAAAUGAUUAAACAAUUGACGAGUUAUUCUAAUAUCAAAAUACGUAGAAUAUAUCCAGAAACUUAUACGAAGGAUACACCAUUGGAAGAUUGGUACAAAAGUGGUGUACUUAUGAAAAGUAAAUGGAGACGUAGUCAUAUGUCAGAUGUUUUGAGAUAUUUGACAUUAUGGAAAUAUGGAGGAAUAUAUCUCGAUUUGGACGUUGUUGUUACCACGUCGUUGGAAAAUUUAACAAAUUUUGCCGGUGCCGAGGAUUGGGAUGAUGUAGCAGCCGGUGUUAUGGGUUUCAGUUCAAACGAUCUUGGUCGUCGUAUGGCUGAUGCUUGUCUUCGUGAUUUGAAAAAAAAUUUUCGCGGUAACGAUUGGGGUAACAACGGUCCUGGUGUUAUAACUAGGAUAUUGCAAAAAAUUUGUUCUACCAAAUACACUCGAGACAUGUCCGUGUCACGUUGCAACGGUUUCAAAGUAUUUCCACCGUCAACAUUUUAUCCAAUUCAUUACAAAAAAUGGAAGAAAUAUUUUCAACAGGAUAAAAACAAUUCGACUAUGAAAUUAUUGGAAAAUGCUAGAGCAAUACACGUUUGGAACAAAUUAAGCAAAUCAACGAAGAUUCCAAUUAACGAUGACGUACCUUACGCCAUUAUUGCACGUAAAUAUUGUCCCAAAGUUUCAUCAAAUUGCGGUGAUCAUUUUUAAACAACAAAAAUGAACCAAAAAUUAAACAAUCGAAAAAAUAAUCAAUUUUUUUAAUGAUCUGGU